Messenger RNA from Achroia grisella, 1084 nucleotides. Its product is annotated as adenosine 5'-monophosphoramidase HINT3-like. The record is from RefSeq and is a predicted model, not a curated record. The coding region runs from base 119 to 541 and encodes 140 amino acids. The transcript is spliced from 4 exons. Gene Ontology annotation, molecular function: catalytic activity. NCBI's taxonomy places the organism in Eukaryota, Metazoa, Arthropoda, Insecta, Lepidoptera, Pyralidae.
ACAUAUAAAAAAUGUGCAAAUUGUUAUCACAUUACUUACUUCUAUCAUUAAUUUAAUUUCAUCCUUACUGAUAAAGGAAAUUUAGUUACGGUCUUUUCUCAUCGUUUACUAUUUGAAGAUGACGGCCGCUACACCGGUGAAAACAUCAUGUAUAUUCUGUAACAUUGUUAACAAGUUAGAAAACACUGAAAUAUUGUAUGAGGAUAAUGAAGUUUGUGUUUUCCGGGAUAUAAAACCGGCCAGUCGAUAUCAUAUACUUACAGUGCCAAAACGACAUAUUCCAGAUGCGAAAUCACUUACUUCUGCUGAUAAGGAGUUAGUGACCCAUAUGCUGUCGGUGGCUAAAGAUCAAAUAGUCAAGAACGAGCUAUCGUUAGAGGACGCAAGGUUCGGAUAUCACUGGCCCCCCUUCACCAGCGUCAAACAUCUACAUUUACAUGCAAUAGCACCAGAGUCUGAGAUGGGGUUCUUGGCUAAACUCGUAUUCAAAAAGGAUUCAUAUUGGUUUGUCUCUCCCGAGUACGUCAUUUCAAGGCUAUGAUGAAGUUAUUGCGGGUUCCGGUUUAUUGUGAUAUAUUUUGUCUGUCUGUCUUCUGGUGCUAUUAAUCAUCAUCAUCUUCCUGCCCUUCAGCCAUUGAAAAAUGCAAGAUUGGAGUUCGACAAUUUAGUCCAUAGUAAUGUAUUUGUGGGGUUGAAGUUAGGGUUGUAAGGGGUUUUUGGCGUCCAUAUAAGUUUCAUCAUCAUCAUCUUUCCACCCUUUAGUCAUUGAAUGAUACAAGAUUGGAGUUCGCCGUCCCCCCUCUGAUUUAGUACAUUAGUAACGGACUUAUGAGGGGGGGGGGUUGAAGUUAGGGUUGUGGGGGAGAUUUUCUCGUUCAUUAAGGCCUAUAAAAAUUUAGAACACAAGCCUUAUAGCUUAUUUCUACAUUUGCUCGCCUUUCUGACAUUUCCUCUAUUUGGUAUUUUUUUUUAUGUAAUUAUUUUAGUAAGUAAUUACAGUUUUCUAAGUAGCUUUGACGUAGUCUAGUGUUUUGAGUAGUCAUGCUCACUAAAAUGUCCAGACUUGUGGCGGCGUGGUGGCCCG